Notothenia coriiceps (black rockcod) is the source of this 2630-nucleotide messenger RNA. It is a transcript of the gene nt5e, whose product is annotated as 5'-nucleotidase, ecto (CD73). The transcript has 9 exons. Gene Ontology annotation, molecular function: nucleotide binding; 5'-nucleotidase activity; metal ion binding. Lineage: Eukaryota; Metazoa; Chordata; Actinopteri; Perciformes; Nototheniidae. The coding region runs from base 34 to 1755 and encodes 573 amino acids. Gene Ontology annotation, biological process: AMP catabolic process. Gene Ontology annotation, cellular component: plasma membrane. The record is from RefSeq and is a predicted model, not a curated record.
GGUCACUGUUGCGUUUUUACGCACAACGGCAAGAUGAGCGUCUGGACGUCUCGGUGCGCUCUCCUGACCUGGCUCUGCGUCUUUCUAAACUGUUCGGGCACAGCGUCGACUUUCGAGGUGACACUGCUUCACACUAACGACAACCAUGCCCGGAUUGAGGAGACCAGCGUUGACUCGGGGAAGUGUUCAUCAAGGGGUCCAUGUUUCGCUGGGGUCGCCAGGAGGUUCACUAAAGUGUCGGAGAUCCGGAAAAAGGAGAAGAAUGUUUUGUUCCUGGAUGCUGGAGACCAGUUUCAGGGGACUGUUUGGUUCAACUACUAUAAAGGCGCCGAAGCAGCUCACUUCAUGAACAAACUCGGUUAUGAUGCCAUGGCUUUUGGAAAUCAUGAGUUUGACAAUGGAGUGGAAGGUCUGAUCAAGCCCUUCCUCCAAAAUGUAAAUUGCUCUAUGGUGAGUGCAAACAUAAAACCAGACCAGACCCUGGCCUCAAAACUCAGCGGCUACUACCAGCCCUACACUGUCAUAAAUGUGGGCGUAGAGAAAGUGGCUGUGGUUGGCUACACCACUGCAGAGACCCCCUUCCUAUCCAUGCCAGGCCAACAUCUUACAUUUGAGGAUGAGGUGAAGGCACUUCAGGUUCAGGUCGAUAAGCUGGAAACCUUGGGCUAUAAUAAGAUCAUCGCCCUGGGCCACUCUGGCUUUGCCAUGGAUCAAGAAAUCGCCAAACGUGUGAGAGGGAUUGAUGUCGUUAUCGGGGGACACACCAACACAUUCCUCUAUACUGGAAAACCCCCAUCCACUGAAGUGCCAGCAGGUCCGUACCCUUUCAUGGUGAGAUCCAAUGAUGGGAGGAAUGUGCCGGUGGUGCAGGCCUUUGCCUUUGGGAAGUACCUCGGAUACCUAAAAGUUACCUUUGACCAGGCUGGGAAUGUGGUAAAAGCAGUUGGGAACCCCAUCCUAAUGGACAGCAGCAUUCCUCAAGACCCAGAUAUCCUCGCUGACAUUGAAGAGUGGAAGAAAGACUUGGCUCAGUAUUCCUCCCAGUAUGUCGGACAGACCUUAGUCUACCUCAAUGGGACGUUUGAAGAGUGUCGAUUUCGGGAGUGUAACCUUGGAAACCUGAUCUGUGAUGCUAUGAUUUAUCACAACAUAAAAUAUUCAAGUGAGCUUCAAUGGAAUCAUGUGGGCAUUUGUAUGCUGAAUAGCGGUGCCGUACGGACAGCUAUAGAUGAGCACUACAAAAAUGGUUCCAUAACAAUGGAGGAAAUCCUCACCGUCUUACCAUUCGGAGGGACCUUUGACUUGGUCAAGAUAAAGGGAUCCACAGUGAAGAAGGCCUUUGAGCACUCCAUUCACAGAUAUGGAAGCAUGUCUGGAGAAUUUCUUCAAGUCUCAGGCAUUCAUGUUCAGUAUGACCUUUCCAAACCAGUGAACCAGCGAGUGGUGUCCUUGUCCAUGCUCUGCACUGAGUGUCGUGUUCCCAAAUAUGAACCGGUCGACCCCGAGAAGACGUACACUGUGGUGAUGCCUUCUUACAUAGUGGGCGGAGGCGAUGGCUUUACCAUGAUCAAGGACGAGUUACUGAAACAUAACACAGGUGACAUGGACAUUUCUGUAUUUUCCAAAUACAUCUCGGACAUGAAGCGCGUGUACCCUGCAGUGGAAGGCCGGAUCACGUUCAGGAACUCGGCUUUCGUAGCAGCACACAGCAUGGGUUUGUUGCUGCUGGGUUUAUGUCUGUCUCUGACCCGCUGAUAGCUUUGAACUCUUAAACGGCCUGUACGUUCCUCUGGGAUUUUGCCUUUCAAGGACAGCUAGAAUACAACAAGAUUGAAGAGAAAGCCUCAGUGUAGCUUCUGAAUACAGUGAUUUAAACAACUGAUUUGAAGGGUUUAGGAUGACAGCAUCUUUUGUGCAUGUGUGCAAGAUGUCACAGCUGAAGAAGAAUGAAGAACCUAAAUAUACAUUUGGAAUAUAUGUAAAGGAUAUUAAUAAUACUGUUAAUUUAAACAUGCAUGCAAGUUAGUUUAGUCGAGUGUCCAACUUUGUAUUGAGUUAACAAAUAAAGGGAAAGCUGUCUAGCUGCUAUAUAUCUGCCAUGAAUAGAGAUGGAGGGAAAUAAGCCAAAGCCUGAAGUAUUAAUGCACUGAAUGUGAAUAUUGUUUGAUCUAUUGUAGUUUAAGACUGUCUUCAAUCCUAAACUCAGAUUCAUUAUGGCUGCCACAUGAUUGAUUUUUUAAAACAGCACUGUGCCUGCUCAUCUAAUCUCAUAAUAAUAAUAACAAUAUUGCUACAAAAGCAUGGCCAUCUUCAAGUUGGAUGAACAAAUAUAUUGCUAGAGUAGUUAUAUUGUAGAUAUGAUCCGUAAAUAAGCCAUGAAUUUGCUUCUUCUCAUGAACAUUACCUUUUUGAAGCUCUCCUUCUAUGCACUUGUUCGAAUGUUUUUCUUUGCCGAGAACCAAACCCCCCGAGCUGAUGGGAUCAAAUACUUUGUUCCAAACACUGAUGCUCUUCUGGUUUCGUCAUUGCAUCCCGUGUUGCCAGCAGUCAUCUUUAUAAAGUACUUUUGUAAGCCUUUUAGAAUAUAUUUUAAAAGGGAAAUAGAACGCCCUUCUCAGGUAUUCUUUUUU